AUGGCACAAUAUAGCAUCUAUGAUAUUAUCGCUUUGCUCGUUAGUAUAAUGCUUCCUCCAUUAGGAGUGGUAAUGAAACGAGGUUUUAAUGCGGAUUUUUGGAUUAAUAUUAUCUUAACAUUAUUAGGAUGGCUUCCAGGAUUAUUCCAUGCAUUUUAUGUAAUUUUUAAAUACCGAGAUGAAUCAAAUUCAGGCGAAGUUCGUCCAAUAUUUGGAGGAACGCGUCCAGAGACACCACAAUCUCAACCUCAAUAUCAUUCACAAUAUCAGCAACAUUCAUAUCCAAAAGACAAAGGUUCCGUUGUUAAAGAUGCUCAAAAAUCUGGUGCCGGAUUUUCUAAUGAGGAAGUAAGUCAAGCAUAUCCUCCUACUUAUGGUAAUCAUGGAAAAGACGAAAAAUUAGAAGGGCAAUCCAAUGCUUAUUAUACAGAUUAUACGGAUGAUAAGAAAAGGCAUCAAUGA
This is a messenger RNA of Funneliformis mosseae, 462 nucleotides long. Lineage: Eukaryota; Fungi; Glomeromycota; Glomeromycetes; Glomerales; Glomeraceae. The record is from the annotation of a GenBank genome assembly.